Messenger RNA from Menidia menidia (Atlantic silverside), 4237 nucleotides. The record is from the annotation of a GenBank genome assembly. Lineage: Eukaryota; Metazoa; Chordata; Actinopteri; Atheriniformes; Atherinopsidae.
CCUGUUUCUUCAGACCUGCGUGAAAGUCCUUAUGUACAAAACAGUAUGUACAGAAUUACAAAAUACUACGUGUGUGCCAAUGUUGCAUGGAAUGCAGCGUAAGAACGUUUUUGAUUUGUCACUCAAGGUAGAAAAAUAUUGUAUAAAUGCAUUCAUUUAAACAUUGAGUGCUGUACCGCUCGCACACAUCGUUUUCUCGCGAUAACUAACGAUACCUUCAGCGUUUGUGUAUACAUGUGACCUAUUUUGUCCAACCAGCGUUAAGCAACUACUUAGCAAAGCGCGCGAGGCCGAACUAGAGAGUUGUCUUGCUUUUCUCGUUCUGUCGCUAUGGCGGAGCCCAGUAAAAGACAGCGACUCGGUGAGGCCACCAGAAGCUCACAAAGUAUAUUAGCGAGCGUAGAAAACAAGAUCAGAGACACUCAGUCCGAUGGAACCGGAGGGGAAGGUCGAUUUGUGGAGGGCUCCAUACUUCGCAUCACCAUGAAAAACUUCCUGACAUAUGACUACUCUGUGGUGUAUCCUGGACCAAAUUUAAACAUGAUCGUUGGAGCAAAUGGAACCGGAAAGUCAAGUAUUGUGUGUGCCAUUUGUCUGGGUCUGGCAGGCAAGACUGCGACUCUGGGGAGAGGAGACAAGGUUGGGCUCUAUGUCAAACGUGGGUGCCAUAAAGGUUUUAUUGAGAUCAAGCUGUACAAGAAAGAAGGCAAUAUUGUAAUUAACAGAGAGAUCCAUGUGGAGAACAAUCAGUCGCUUUGGAUGCUUAAUGGAAAAUACUGCAGUCAGAAAAUUAUAGAAGAACAAGUCAAAAGUUUGCGCAUCCAAGUCAGCAACCUCUGCCAGUUUCUGCCACAGGAAAAAGUUGGUGAAUUUGCCAAAAUGUCGAACGCUGAAGUUCUAGAAGCAACCGAGAAGUCAGUGGGACCUCCUGAGAUGUACGAUUAUCACUGUGAGCUCAAAAACUUCCGCAACAAAGAACGAGAGUUAGAGAAUGUUGUGAAGGAGAAGGCAAACUUUUUGGAGAAAGCCAAGCAGAGAAAUGAGAGGAACAAGCACGAUGUAAAUCGCUACUAUGAGAAGAAGAGACAUCUGGAUGUGAUUGAGCUGCUCGAGAAGAAGAAACCGUGGGUGGAGUACGAGACCACCCGUAAAGAGCUUGAGGGUGUGAAGAAGGAGAGGGAAGAGGCCAAAAGGCAGCUUUCCUCCCUGAGGCAAACCCAGACUCCCAUGCUGAGAAAGAUUCAGCAGAUUGAUGACCAGCUGAAGCCCACCGAGGCACAAAUUAAAGCAAAGACCGCUGCCAUUAAAGAAGCCUCUCUGAAGUGCAAACAGAAGCAAGAUCAGCUGGAUCGCAAACACAAAGAGAUCGACGACAUUAAGCAAAAGCUGAGGCUGAAGCAGAUGGAGGAAGAAGACCACCAGAAGCGAAUCGGCCACACCCGACGGACCAUCGAAGACCUGAAGGGCGAGCUCGCCAAAGUCAGCGACCAGCCCGAUGUAACUCCACGGAUCAAUGCUGUUAAUGUGGAGCUGAGGCGCAUCCAGGAGGAGAGAGCCAAGAUCGAAGGGGAGAAGGCUGACCUGCGCAGGGAGAGGGACAACAUCACUGCUGAGUCCAGAAUGUUGGAAAGGAAACUCAACGACAUGAACAACAUGUUGAAUGCCAAGGAGGAGAAGCUGCGAGGUCGCCACAGAGACACACACUCUGCUCUGCAGUGGCUCCGGCAGAACAAGCAGCUCUUCAUGGGAAACGUCCACGAGCCCAUGAUGCUGGUGAUAAAUGUGAAGGAUCAUCGCUUUGCCAAGUAUGUGGAAAACCACAUCUCAUUCCACGACCUGCGAGCAUUUGUCUUCCAGAGGAAGGACGAUAUGGAGAAGUUCAUGGCUGAGGUGCGUGAUAGGAUGAACUUAAAAGUGAACUCUAUUUCUGCUCCGGAGGAGUCCUGUUCCAGGCGCGCACCGUCUCGAAAUAUUGAGUCUCUGAGCCGUUUUGGGUUCUUCUCUUACCUCCGCGAGAUGUUUGAUGCCCCUGACGAGGUGAUGAGUUACCUCUGUCACCAGUACAAGGUGCAUGACGUGCCAGUGGGCAAUGACCAAACCAAAGCCAUGAUCAAAACGGUGAUUGAGGAACCUUACCUCAGGGUGUUAUAUACCACCCAGGAGAGGUACACAGUGAAGAGGUCCUUCUAUUCCAAUAAGAUCAGCACCAGUAACUCUGCCCUACAUCCCUCUCAGUACCUCAGCAUCACUGUGGAUGCUGAGGACAAACGGAAUCUGGAGCAACAGAUGAAGGCCUGUGAGACAAAGCUGCAGGCCAUCGGUGAACGCAUGAAAGUCCUGCAGAAGGAGUCUGCCGUUCUGGAUCGCCGUGACAACGAACUGCUGGCUGAGAAAAAGCAACUGUCUGAACUUAAGGGGAAAAGGAGACAGCUGGAGCAGAAGAUCAGCACCAAACAGGACAGUCUAAAGCAGAUGGAGCAGAAUGUCAUUGACCUGAAGAAGGUUGAAGAGGAAACUAAAGAAAAGAUCGCGGCUGUCAAUUCCCAGAAGGUGGCCAUAGUGGCUGCGUUCAUGGCCCAAAUGAAGCUGAGAGCCACGUUCACAAUGGAGAAGGUGUAUCUGGCUUUGGAGACGGUGGCGCUGACAGCAGAGAAGAGCAAGCUGGAGAACGAUUGUAGAGAAGGCGCCUCUGAUCUGAAGACCAUGGAUCAAAAAUGCAGCCGUCUGGAGCAGAGGAAGGUGCAGCUGACGGAGCAGUGCAGGGGCCUGCUGAGGAGGGCCAAGUCCGUCUGUAGGAUGCAGCCGGAUGAGACUUUACCCGAAGACCUGCGGAAUGCUUUCAGCAACCUGCCCGACACGUUGGAGGAGGUGGACGCCAUGCUGAAUGAAGAGCGGUCCAGAGCAGAGUGCUUCACCGGCCUCAGUGAAAAUGUCGUCGAAGAGUACAACAAGAGAGAGCACGAGAUCAAACUCCUGGAGAAAGAGUUUGAGGAAAAGACGGCUGCGCUGAAAGUCUACCGACAGAACAUAUCGGAGGCUAAGGAACGCUGGCUGAACCCUCUGAAGCACCUGGUCGAGCAGAUCAAUGAUAAGUUCAGUGAAUUUUUUCGCUCCAUGCAGUGCGCAGGAGAGGUCGAUCUACACUCGGAGAGCGAGGAGGAGUACGACAAGUACGGGAUCCGCAUUCGAGUGAAGUUCCACAGUAACACGCAGCUUCACGAGCUGACGCCGCAUCAUCAGAGCGGAGGAGAGCGGAGCGUCUCAACGAUGCUCUACCUCAUGGCUUUGCAGGAGCUCAACCGCUGCCCCUUCAGGGUGGUGGAUGAGAUCAACCAGGGAAUGGAUCCCAUAAAUGAAAGGAGGGUUUUUGACAUUGUUGUCCGGACAGCCUGCAAGGAGACAACUUCCCAGUACUUCUUCAUCACACCGAAACUGCUUCAGAAUCUCCAGUAUGCGGAGGAGAUGACCAUCCUGUGUGUCCAUAACGGCCCUCACAUGCUUCCUCCCAAUGAAUGGGACGCAAAGGCUUUCAUCCAGCGUCGUCGCCAAAGAAAGGCCCGAGCAUAAAUCCACCAGGCCCAGGAAACGGAGAAACUGACACCCUUCUUGGACUAUUUAGAACCAAUAAAAAUGGACCUUAUUGUUUAGAAACGGAACAUAUAGAUUUUGUGUUGCUGCAAGAUAAUAGUCAUUGAAUCUGUCUCCAAUGAGAUGGAUAAUGAUAAACUGGUUAAGCAUGCCGCUUCACUAUUUGCACAUAUUUGUAUUUAUACCAUCUGAACGUUUAUAUAUUUAAAUAAAACAAUGUUGUUUCUAUAAGUUCAUAUUUACCCUGAAAAUCACACUGGAGAGGGAGAGAAAUGCUUUAAUUCUCUGAGGGUCUGAGUUUACUAACAGUUACCAAAAUGUUUUUACUUAAAGACAUUUGAUUAUUGUCUAAUAGGUAAAUGCUGGCCACGAUGCCACAAUGUUGGCACGUGCCUCAUCUUUAAAAUUGAAAAACUACAGAAGUUAGACUACUUCUCUUGUUAUGGUGGAUUGUCUUUUCAAAGUGCAGAAAAAGUCUUAUUUCUUACAUAAUCCUACAAAGCCUGACUAAAGAAAUAAAUGGAUUAAAAAAAUACUUUUUAUAUAUUUUAAGUCUUUAACUCUUCACCAAAAAACAAACAUGUUUUUCAGACAAUAUUUAAUCCGAAUUUUCUAUACAUUUUCAUUUUGAAUAAAAAUGCAAAAUAAA